Messenger RNA from Rubroshorea leprosula, 1498 nucleotides. The record is from the annotation of a GenBank genome assembly. NCBI's taxonomy places the organism in Eukaryota, Viridiplantae, Streptophyta, Magnoliopsida, Malvales, Dipterocarpaceae.
ACCUUCGUUGGGUGAUUGAGAAGGAAAGGGAACGUCAUGCCUAAUAGAAUCAGAGACUCGGGGGGCAACGCCAUGCUGCCAAAAUCUAUGCCUCCAGAUCCAUGAUGAAGGAGGCUUGGCAUAUAGAUCACUCUCGUAUGGUUAAGCCUCCACAACGACCUCCAAGUAAAAGGUGGGAGAAGGUUGUGCAUCCCAAGUUUCCAAAAGAACCUAAAGAAAAUGAUUUUAAAUGGGAGAGGCAGCACCAAGCUGCGUUUGAUGCCAUCAAGGAAUACUUGUCCAAGCCACCUAUGUUGAUUCCUCCAAUUGCUUCAAGUGUAAAAAUUCCUGAAGGCAUCUUGAAGAAAGUGAUCGUCAUUGAAAAACGUAUGCUACCUUCAAUUCAUCAAAGAGGGAUGACAGUGGAAGCAUGCUCACUAGAUGUCACACCUACAAACUGGAGGCAUCCAAUAAUAGAACAUUUGAGGAAUCCUAGUUCUAAAGCAUCAAGGAGAACGAGGAUGCAAGCUUUAAACUAUGUGUUACUGGGGGAUGUCCUGUAUCGUAAGGGGCAGGAUGAAUUAUUAUUGAGCUGCCUCAGUCCUGAUGAAAGUUGCCAUGUGAUGUCAGAUGUUCAAAAUGGUAUUUGUGGUGCUCAUCAGGCAAGGAUUAAGAUAAGAGCUUGUCAAUUGCAUGGUCCUUUGCAACGAGUACUAGCUUCUGAGUUACAUCCUAUUGUCAAGCCAUGGCCUUUUCGUGGUUGGGCAAUUGAUUUGAUUGGGAAAAGUUAUCCAUCUUCUUCUAAAGGCCAUUCUUUCAUAAUCGUUGCUACAUAUUACUUUACUAAGUGGGUGGAUGCAAGGCCUAUGAAGAAGAUUGAGCAAGAAGAUGUCAUCAAGUUCAUAAAAGAAGAUCUGAUCCAUAGGUCUCUGCGGAUUGCAAUUCAAAAUGGCUUAAAUUGUGGGGAAUACAAUGAGGCCACGAUCAUGGAGUUGGAAGACAUUGAGGAAGCAAGGCUGACAGCAUUGGAUGUGAUGAAGGCCCAAAAGCUUAAGGUGGCACGAGCUUACAACAAAAGGGUCAAGCAAAAGAAUUUAGCCAAAGGAAGCUUGAUCUGGAAGGUUGUGCUGCCGCUUGGCAAGAAGGAUUCGAGAUAUGGUAAGUGGUCCCCUAAUUGGGAAGGACCAUUCCAAAUUCAUAAAGUUCUUAAAGGGGGUGCUUAUUGGUUAAAGUCUUUGAAUGGGGAGUUGCAUCCGCACAAGAUCAAUGGCAUGUACUUGAAACCGUUUUAUCCGACUGUGUGGGAGGCAUGGGAUAGUUCUGCCUCCACGUCUGCAUGAUCCAGGUUUUCUUUCAAUAAGGACACGUAGAGUUUUGGCUUGAACUAUGGAAGCAUACAUAAGAUUUGGUGCUACCAAUGAGGCAUGGCAUAUUCUUAAGUUCUUAUUUUAGAGUCGUUUUGUUUGCAAAAGUCAUGGGUAGCAUGAAUUAAGUAAGAAAAUAAAUUCAUCGUUCAUCA